AUGUGUAGUGGGCCAACUCAAUCUGAAGUGACCAGCAAGGAGAAGAAGGUUACCAUUUAUGGAGGACAAGUCAGCCUGCCACAGCUUGUGCAAGCAGACCGGUAUAGUGAUGUCCAAAACAUGGUUGGUGAAGCCCCGAUGCAGGCCUUCCCUAAGCCUCCCUCCAACAACUUGGAUCGGCAUAUCGAGAUUACUGGAGGGAGCCACACCUUUGACAGUGGUCUGGGAGAUGUGAUGAAAAUGUUUGCUGAAUCCCUCCAUGUCCAUGAUAUCUCAACUAGUGCUAGUUUGCCUAUGGGAGGCUCGAGUUUGCUCAGACAGUGCUGCAUAGAGAGGUGCCCCAAGUUGGGUGAAGUCUUCCCCUCGCCUUCACUUACAUUUCAGCAGCUAGAGACCUUCUGGGCAUCAGAUCUCCUAAUGGCCCGUUGGAUAUGCAGUAAAGCUUUUCGCUACAACAAUUAUGGUACGUUCAGUAAUCUGCAACACCUGCAGCUGCGCUCUUGCCCAAGGCUCCAGUUCGUGCUCCCUGUGUGGUUCGACUCCUUCCCAAGUUUGGAGACCCUCCACAUCAUACGCUGCGGAGACCUCAGGCACGUCUUCGUGCUGGACAAGGGAUGGCACCAACAAAUAUACAACCAAGGUGUAGCAUUCCCAAAACUGGCCACAAUCCACCUGCACGACCUGCCAAUGCUGCAGCAGAUAUGUGAAUUCAAGAUGGUGGCACCGGAGCUCAAGACCAUCAGGAUCAGAGGAUGCUGGAGUCUGCACCGGUUGCCGGUGGUGGGUGCCCGUAGCGGAGACAUGAAGAAGCCAACCAUCAAGAUCGAGAAAGAUGUCUGGGACGUACUGGAGUGGGACCAAGAUGUGGCCCCUGGCCACUUCGAGGCACCGCAGCACUCACGCUACUACAAGGAGAAACUGCCCAGGGUCUCUGUCCUCAGGUGAUCUUUGCGCUGCACUUGGCUGAUGUGGUCGAGUCUUCCAUCAACCAUCAGUGCAUGGGAGAUCAGAUGGACGCUCGCUCCUCCAGGUCCUACUGCUGCUUCCAGGGUUGCUUAAUCAUGGAUGGAAAUUUGAGGUGGUGUCGGUCAUCAGUCGAUCCCCUAUCACUACUACUGUGUAUCGUGUCAAAUGUGAACUUAUGGUGGCUCUCGCUUUUGUGGCUUUUAAAUAAGAAGCGGCAUGGUUCUUGGCUGCUCGCAUACCUACGAUGUGUGUGGAAGUGUGGCUUGUGUGCCUGUGUGGUGUUUUUUUUUGAAGGAUUUUGACUGUUUUGGUGUGCAUCUA
Messenger RNA from Triticum dicoccoides, 1287 nucleotides. RefSeq lists its product as uncharacterized. The coding region runs from base 1 to 945 and encodes 314 amino acids. The transcript has 2 exons. Lineage: Eukaryota; Viridiplantae; Streptophyta; Magnoliopsida; Poales; Poaceae. The record is from RefSeq and is a predicted model, not a curated record.